Molecule: messenger RNA, 949 nt
Organism: Cladocopium goreaui
Lineage: Eukaryota; Dinophyceae; Suessiales; Symbiodiniaceae
Source: the annotation of a GenBank genome assembly
CCGCCCAGCUGCCCUGCGUGCAAAAUUUGCGCCGCAUGUCGAUACUGGGAGUUGAUGACAUAGUGGCGUGGAAUGGGGCGAUGCAAAGCUACAGCAAAGCAAGGCAGUGGCAAAGUGUACUGCAUCUCUUGUAUGAGGCCCCGAAGUACGACCUGCAGCUGACUUUGGUCACCUAUGUCAUCGCAAUCAGUUCCUGCUAUGCAUGGCCUUUAGCCCUGGCUGUUCUUGAGGAGUUCCGGCGUUCGAGGCUACAGCAAGACAUCCAGGACAUCAACGCUUACAAUGCAGCCAUUAGCGCCUGCAACAAAGGUGAAGAAUGGCAAAGGGCUUUGCAGCUCCUGUCCAACUUGCCUCAAGCGCAGUUGUUGCCAGAUGUGGUGACGUUCAACACGGCUUCGAGUGCCUGUGGCAAAGUCUCCGAAUGGCAAAGGAGCUUGACAUUACUUCAACAGAUGCAGGACUUGCAGCUGGAAGCCACGGUGAUCAGCUUUGGUGCAGCCCUGUCAGCUGCCGAGAAGGGUCAGCAGUGGCCCCUGGCACUACAACUGCUUUCAGAGAUGAAGGAUGGUUUGGUUGCUGGGAACGUCAUUGUCUUCAGUGCCGCCAUCAGCGCCUGUGAGAAAGGCAGCCAAUGGCUUCAAGCCAUGCAACUCUUGGAAGACCUAAAGGAGGUUCGGGGUGAGCUGGAUGUGAUCUUGUUGGGUGCGGUGGUCAGUGCUUGCGGCAACAGUGGGCAGUGGCAGCAUGCGCUGGCACUGCUGUCCGAGAUGCAGCACGAUGGAAUUCAAGGCAACAUCAUUACCUACAACAGCGCCCUGAGCGCCCUCGAGAAAGCGGGGCAAUGGCGGUCGGCCAUGAGGUGGCUGUUCGAGGUCUCAAGGGAAGAGUCGCUGCAGUUAGAUGUGAUUAGCUACAGCGCAGCCAUCAGUGCAUGUGAAAAGGGAAACCG